UUUUUUAAACACGGUCAGGGAAACCUCACAUAGAGCGACCCCAAUCGUAGUAAAAAGACAACAUCCAUGAUGAAAAACUAUGGUUGUUUUGCUCUCGGUUGUUUCUCCCGCUUCUCCAUAAACAGAUUGUUUAUGUUUACGUUCAACAGUAUGCGAAUGAUUGCAAAAUGGCUUGUGCGGUGAAAAAUUGCAACCGAACUAAAAAACAGUCACCAGAUGUGCAUUUUUUCUCGGUUCCGAAAAACUUAGAGAUCAGAAGGAUGUGGUUAAAUCGAUGUGGUAUUUAUGUUGAAAACCCUAUGCCGAAGUUGCUGGAAACAAGCAAAUUGUUUGUUUGUGAGAAUCACUUCGAGCCAAACGAUUACCGGAGUAUUAAUGUGAAGUCCGAGAAUGAUAGCCAACGAAAACGACUGUGGUUACAUGCUGACAUCGUUCCGCAUAAAAAUUUACCUUCAAAAUCUCAUUUGGAUCGAUAUUCGUUCCUCGACAUUGAAACAGAUCCUUUGGAACUUUCCUCAGAAUUUUCGUUGGAUGAUUCCAACAGCUCAAGUCUUUCAAAAUCAGGAGAAAAUCCAGGAUGUUCCCAGCAUCUUAAAAGACCCAAGCUUGCUGAUAUAAGCCUGAAAGACAACAUUCAACCAUGGUGCAAACCAAAGCUGGUGGACCGGAGUGUUGCCACGGAUAAUCUGCUGGUAUCAUCUGUAUCAGUACAAUGUAAUGUGGUGGUUGCAAACAAGGGGACACAAACCGCACAUCAGAAUAUGCCAAACAGAAUGUAUCCGUCCACGCCAAACCUUUACGUCUCAAGUCCAUCAAGCUCAUCUGUGCAACCCAGUGAAGGAUCUGUUGGGAGUGUCUAUUUACCAAGUACAGCUAGUUUUCACGACUUUAGAGUUGAAAGUUCUAGUCAGGAAGUUCAUUGUGAAAUUCAAAGGAUGGUCAAAACCAAAUCAAUGAACUAUUUAGGAAUUUCAAAUGAUAACUUCUUUGUUAUUACUGCACUAAAUGAAACAACAGGAAUAAGUGAAAGGGAUUUACUCAUAGUUUUACGCAAAAUAAGGCUCAAUGAAUCAUUUGAGAUUUUAGGUGACUCUGUUGGUUUGACAGGUGCUCGAGUAGGUCAAAUUUUUGAUGCAUGCGUACCUAUAGUUGCUAGGGAGAUGAAAGAGUUGAUAUUUUGGCCGAAAUCUAACGACAUAAACAAAUUUUUACCACUUUCGUUUCUCAACAAAUACUUCUCCGUGAAAAGUAUCAUACGGGCCUAUUCUGCGCGGCGUGUGAGGUGACACGAGUCGAAUGAGGUGACAAUUGUCGACUCGCUCCCAAUUGAUUAACA
Aedes aegypti (yellow fever mosquito) is the source of this 1336-nucleotide messenger RNA. RefSeq lists its product as uncharacterized. The transcript has 3 exons. Lineage: Eukaryota; Metazoa; Arthropoda; Insecta; Diptera; Culicidae. The record is from RefSeq and is a predicted model, not a curated record. The coding region runs from base 168 to 1286 and encodes 372 amino acids.